Molecule: messenger RNA, 928 nt
Organism: Folsomia candida
Lineage: Eukaryota; Metazoa; Arthropoda; Collembola; Entomobryomorpha; Isotomidae
Exons: 2
Coding region: 139-825 (228 amino acids)
Source: RefSeq, a predicted model, not a curated record
AUUCUGAUCUCCUCAUCACAUUCAAAUUUACACACUCUCCCAAGCUAGCUCAACAGCUACAUAUAACAAUUGAAUCUGCAUAUUUUUUAAAUACCUGAUCCUCCUCCCACUACCAAGUACCCUUUUUCGCCAUCAACCAUGCAACGAAUUUGCUGCGUCCUCCUCCUCCUCUCCGUGCAGACCAUCAUCGGCCAACAAGUCCAACAAAGGGCCAUCCUCUACGAAUCUCGAAACCAGCUCGGAGAGUACAUAAUAAUUCCUCAGACCUACGCUCCAGACUUGCAACAGAACAAUUUCGACAACCGAGCACAAUCCGUUUGUGUCACUGGAAUGUGGAUCUUCUAUGUCAACUCCAUAUAUAACACGGGUGAUUUGAGUGGCGUAGAAUAUGUAUUUGGCUCUAGCAACUUUUGCACUAAUUUGGUCACGGUGGGAGGAUACGUGAGUUCGGCGAGGUUUGCUGGCUCCCCUCAAGAUUUCCGCUCCGACACCUUCACCCUCUACGCGGAGGAUUAUUUCCAGGGGGAUGAGGAGUACACCUUCGCCGACUUGCCGAACCUCAACCUUGCAGGGAAUCACAAGUCCAUUAUCAUCACGGGGGCUUCCCCAUGGACCGUUUAUGACCAGCCAGGAUACAUUGGAAAUUCCAUCUGCCUUUACCCAGAACCUUCUUCCGAGUACAAACCAUACCUUAUCACGGAUGUCAGCCAAGUGCAAAUCCCACACGGAACCAUCCGAUCCGUUCGACGUGGUUGCGUGGGGAAAGUUCAAGGCAGCGAGAACAAUGUGGCUGACCUCGCUCGAUUUGGAAGUAAAGUAUUAUAGCGUUAUAAAUUUUGAGGUGUAAUAAAUUAUUAUUUACAAUAAAAUUUGCAUAGAUAUUUGUAUGCAUCGGAAAAAUACUAUUCAGUAAAAUUUGCACAAUUGA